Messenger RNA from Symbiodinium sp. CCMP2592, 1704 nucleotides. The record is from the annotation of a GenBank genome assembly. Lineage: Eukaryota; Dinophyceae; Suessiales; Symbiodiniaceae.
AUGAGAGUUGCCGGCAGCACUCGCGCUGCCUUACGUCAAGUUCUGCUAAGUCGGGACUUGGCGGACCAAACCGAUGCAGUGCUCGACAAAGCCGUACGACUUGCCAGGCAAGAAGUGGGAAGGAGGCGGCCCACCAAUCUCGAAGAAGAGCGUUCCGCUUUCUCAGCUGCACUCAGCGGGCUUGGAGGCUUGACGCAGCCAUACGAGAUUGAUUGGGAAGUCGAAGAUUUCAGCUCGCUGAUGUGGGAAUUGUGGUCAAGUGCGACGCAGGGCACUCAGUCAGCGACGCGUCUUCCAUGCUUGUCAGAAGACGAAGAGGCCUGGCAAGAGUCAUGUGCAGAAUUGCUGGAAGCAUUGCGAGCAAGCCAGACUUGGCCGCUGGCUAAAUGGCGUUUGAGAGCUGUCGGGAUAUGCUGGUUGUUGGCAGUUUUGUGCAUCGCUGCCAUCAAAUACGGAACGUGGACUGGCCGCCAGCGACUCGGCUUGGUGUGCGGCAUUGGAAUGUUUCCGUUGUUCGGUGAGCUGUUGCGCAGAUAUACCUUCGACACCACCGACUUGCAGUUCACCCAGCCGAGCAAGCUGAAGAUGCCUACAGUGAGACGCAUUUUGCUGAUUUCUUUCCUCCUGGAGUUUUCCGGUCGCGAGAUGGAUGAGCAAGUGUUGGAUUUUGACGGCUUCGAAAUCCCAGCUGUCCCGACGCUUCAAGGUCUUCCACAGGCAAACUUCGCAGCGACCAUCCUCGGCGAGGCGUGUCACAUCCUCGUUAGGCAUAGUGCUUUCUGGAUCUGUAUGCUGCUUCUUCUGGCUCAGUGCUUUCAGUGGGGCUUCUUCGAACAGCUAACUCGCUUGUUGGCUUCCGUGGCUUUGGUCUCAGAGCGAGCCUCGGUAGCAGCAACAGUGGUUUUGGAUCAUGGCGCCGAGCUGGCCUUCACCACUUCUUCAGCGGUUAUUGCCUUCACCACUGGUUCGCUCGACCUCAUGCGCACCACGUGGCUUGGCGUGGAUCUUUUGGACCUCCGCUGCACUUCCACGGAAUGGGUGCUGAUGGCUCGGUGUUGGCGGAUUGGCUCAACUCUGAGCGGGCAUGCCGCCACACGAACCAACCGCUCCGAGGUGCUCAUUCUGUGGGCUUCACUGGUUACUUCUGUCGGCGUUGCGCUUCCACAUAUCGCAUCAACGGCUUCAGAUUUGGAAGUGGAUGGCCUGUUUUGGACGGCUACUGGUUCGGCUUACGUGCUGCCCAACGGGAACCUUAUGUUUGCAUUCCGGUACGUUGAGGUGCGAUUUGUGCCCCAGUGGGCCAAUGCGCUGUGGCAAGCCCUCAACGUGGACAUCACGGCACAACAUGAUCAAAUCCAACGCCUGGUCACUAACGUCAGCGCCUCCCUGCCGGCUACAUCCCAUCCCUUUGCCAGCGCUACGGUGGUGGAUGUGUCGUGGAUGCAUCCGUCCAUGCGGCUUUGGUUGUAUGCUCAAGUAUUCCUCCGCGCCGUGAUGCUACACUUUCGGUCCUUGCUGACUGUGUUGGCCACCUUACGGGGAUGUGGGCUCAUGGUGGUGGUGCUUCUUGCGGGCACGGGAGGUCUUCUCUUUCGAGCGCCUUGCAGUUUUCAGUCAGUGUGGCGGUCAUGGACUGUCAUGGGCCCGAGGGGGUUCCGGGCAGUAUGGCGGUCAUUCAUCAGUGCGUGUCAGACUCUUCGAUGA